UAAAUAAAUAAUCUUCCCAAUUCCCAUUUGCAGGUAAAUCAUCUUUGUCCCAACACCGCAACAAGGUUUUGUUUCAGAGCCACAGUGCCACCAACAUGGCUCAAGUGAAGAUCUUAGAGCAAAGUGAAGUUGGUCCACCACCAUGCUCACUUCCCUCAACCACCCUUCCCCUCACUUUCUUCGAUAUUCCAUGGUUCUACUGCCACCCCAUCCAACGCAUCUUCUUCUAUGACUUUCCCCACCCCACACACCACUUUCUCCAAACAGCACUUCCCAUUCUCAAACACUCUCUUUCCCUAACCCUCCAACACUUCUUCCCCUUCUCCUCCAAUCUCAUCGUUCCUCCACAGCAACCCCAUCUCUCUCACAUACGCUACCUUGAUGGAGACUCUCUCUCCUUCACCGUUGCAGAGUCCACCGCAGACUUCACCCUCCUCACAUCAGAUUCACCACAAGACGUUCAAAAUUGGCACCCUCUUGUUCCCGCGUUUCCUACCCCACGUGUUGACCAAGAUGGCGCACGUGUGUUCCCUCUUAUGGCCAUUCAGGUUACAAUUUUCCCAAAGUCUGGCUUCACCAUAUGUCUCACCUUCAACCACCUUGCCAGCGACGGCAAGUCACUUCACCAUUUCAUCAAGUUCUGGGCCUCUCUUUGCAAAGCAAAAGGAAACACGGCUUCCCUUCAAACCUCUUUGUCUCUUCCUUCUCAUGAGAGGGACAAAGUUAAAGAUCCAAAGGGGCUUAAGCUCAUUUACUUUCAAGAACUUGAACAUCCUGAGUCCAGAAACAUGGAGUUUGCGGGGCUCGUGAGAGAAGUCUCCUCUAACAAGGUUCGCUUCACAGUUGCAUUGAGUCGUGAACAAGUUGAGAAAUUUAAGAAAUGGGUCUCUCUUAAAUGCGCCAGCUACACUUCUGAUGAGACAUUGCACAUAUCAACCUUUGUGGUGACAUGCUCCUUAAUUUGGGUUUGCAUGAUUAGGUUAGAGGAGAGCAAAGGCAAUUAUGUUGCACAAGAUUAUGCUGAAUUCUGCCACUUGGUGUUUCUUGCAGAUUGUCGUGGUCGUCCUGAGUUUUCAUUACCUUCAACGUACUUUGGGAAUUGUCUAACCACUUGUUUUGUGGCUAUGAAGAGGAGUGAGAUAGUGGGAGAAAAUGGGAUCAUUGGGGUGGCAAAGGCUAUUGAAAGGCAAAUUAGAGAUUUGAAGAGUGAUGCUUUGAGAAAUGCUGAAAGGUUGAUGUCAUAUUAUAGAGAGUUAGGGAAACCAGGAAAAUCUGUGUUGGUAGUUGCGGGGUCACCAAAAUUGGGUGUGUAUCAUACUGAUUUUGGAUGGGGUAAGCCUAAGAAAUCUGAAGCAGCGCAUAUUGAAUCGUCAGGAUCAAUUUCUCUUUCUGAUUGUAGAGAUGAAAACGGAGGAAUUGAGGUUGGAUUGGCACUUGAAAGGAUUCAGACGAAUAAUUUUUUCAACAUCUUAGAAGAGCAACUCAAUAAUAUUAAUAAAUUCUAAGGGAAUCGUUCACGUUCUUACACAACCGGUAUUUUCACGUUUUUUUCUUCUUUUCUUUGUUUGGUGGGUCAGUAGUUUUUUUCGGUGUUCUUAUAAAUAUUUCAUUUUUAGAGUGAUGUGCUUGUAGUUCUUAAUAUGCACGGAGACUAAGUGGAGGGAGUGACGCCUCUGCUACUUUUGGCAUUGGCUUUGCUUUUAUUGUGGUUGUUGUACAUGUAAUUUUUGCGUUGUUAUCCUUACUAAGUUGCUGCAAUGGUGUUUUUCACUUUGGGCGUA
Glycine soja is the source of this 1781-nucleotide messenger RNA. Its product is annotated as coumaroyl-CoA:anthocyanidin 3-O-glucoside-6''-O-coumaroyltransferase 1-like. The transcript has a single exon. The coding region runs from base 96 to 1505 and encodes 469 amino acids. Lineage: Eukaryota; Viridiplantae; Streptophyta; Magnoliopsida; Fabales; Fabaceae. The record is from RefSeq and is a predicted model, not a curated record.